Messenger RNA from Mauremys mutica (yellowpond turtle), 7213 nucleotides. It is a transcript of the gene ZBTB44, whose product is annotated as zinc finger and BTB domain containing 44. NCBI's taxonomy places the organism in Eukaryota, Metazoa, Chordata, Testudines, Geoemydidae. Gene Ontology annotation, molecular function: protein binding. The coding region runs from base 210 to 2060 and encodes 616 amino acids. The transcript has 6 exons. The record is from RefSeq and is a predicted model, not a curated record.
CUGGAGCGCGGAGCUCGAGCGCCCGGGCCCCGCGUGCCCCCCCGCCCCGAGAGCCUGCGCGAGCCGCCCCCCGCCAUGGCCCAGCAGGGGCCCCGGCGCGGCCCCAGAUAGGGGCUCGGUCUGCCGCGCGGCCCGGGGCGCCGGGCCCGGCCACUGCAGGACACUUGUGACCACUUGCAUGGUGAAAGAGCAUCAGCAAAAGUGAAAAAAUGGGUGUAAAAACAUUUACUCAUAAUUCCCCUGCUCACAGCCAGGAGAUGCUUGGAAAACUUAACAUGCUUCGCAACGAUGGACAUUUCUGCGACAUCACCAUUCGCGUACAGGACAAAAUCUUCAGGGCACACAAAGUGGUCUUGGCAGCCUGCAGCGACUUCUUCCGCUCCAAACUAGUUGGCCAAGCAGAAGAUGACGGCAAGAGUGUAUUAGACUUGCAUCAUGUGACAGUGACUGGCUUCAUACCCCUUCUGGAGUAUGCUUACACAGCCACACUGUCUAUCAACACAGAAAAUAUUAUUGAUGUGUUGGCUGCAGCCAGCUACAUGCAAAUGUUCAGUGUUGCUAGUACAUGCUCAGAAUUCAUGAAGUCGAGUAUUUUAUGGAAUACGCCCAACAGCCAGCAAGACAAGGUGCUAGAUGCAGGACAAGAAAACAGUGCAAACUGCAACUUUACCUCUCGAGAUGGCAGCCUUUCUCCGGUUUCCUCCGAAUGCAGUGUGGUAGAAAGAGCCAUUCCUGUUUGUCGAGAGUCCCGAAGAAAGCGUAAAAGCUACAUAGUCAUGUCUCCUGAAAGUCCACUUAAGUGUAACACACAGACGAACUCCCCCCAAGUGCUCAAUCCUUCAGCUUCCUACGCAGAGUCCAGAAAUCAGCCAGUAGACUCUUCCUUAGCUUUUCCUUGGACUUUUCCUUUUGGAAUUGAUCGAAGGCUUCAAUCUGAGAAGGUGAAACAGGUAGAGAAUUCUAGGACUUUAGAACUCCCUGGUCCAUCUGAGGCAGCCAGAAGAAUUACUGAUUAUGUGACAUGUGAGAGCACAAAGGCCAGUUCACCUCUUGUGAUUGAAGAAGAUGUGCGUGUCAAAGUGGAAAGGUUAAGUGAUGAGGAGGUUCAUGAGGAAGUAUCGCAGCCUGUCAGUGCAUCCCAGAGUUCUCUGAGUGAUCAGCAGACAGUCCCAGGAAGUGAGCAAGUUCAGGAAGAUCUCCUGAUCAGCCCACAGUCUUCCUCUAUAGGUUCAAUAGAUGAAGGGGUUACUGAGGGAUUACCCACUCUCCAAAGUACCUCUGGCACUAAUGCUCAUGCAGAUGAUGAUGAUCGGUUGGAGAAUGUUCAGUAUCCCUACCAACUCUACAUUGCCCCUUCUACCAGUAGCACAGAGAGACCCAGCCCAAAUGGCCCGGAUAGACCUUUUCAGUGUCCAACCUGUGGGGUCCGAUUCACCCGCAUUCAGAACUUAAAACAGCACAUGCUCAUCCACUCAGGCAUUAAACCAUUUCAGUGUGACCGUUGUGGGAAAAAGUUCACCCGAGCUUACUCGCUAAAGAUGCAUCGCCUGAAGCACGAAGGUAAACGCUGUUUCCGGUGCCAGAUAUGUAGUGCCACUUUCACUUCCUUCGGGGAAUAUAAACACCACAUGCGGGUUUCCCGGCAUAUUAUCCGCAAGCCUCGGAUUUACGAGUGCAAAACAUGUGGCGCCAUGUUCACCAACUCUGGAAAUUUAAUCGUUCACCUGAGGAGUCUGAACCAUGAAGCAUCAGAGCUAGCAAACUACUUCCAGAGCAGUGAUUUCCUAGUCCCGGACUACUUAAACCAGGAGCAGGAAGAGACCCUCGGGCAAUAUGAGCUAGGAGAGCAUGGGUUUGAAAGCAACUCCUCUGUCCACAUGCCUGUCAUUUCGCAGGUCUCGUCGACUCAGAAUUGCGAAAGCACUUUCCCCUUGGGGUCUUUGGGUGGGUUGGCAGAGAAAGAAGACGACAUGCCGGAGCAGCCAAAGACUAAUGCCAGUGCCGAGGCAACCAGUGAUGACCCUCCGAAAUCAGAGCUGUCCUCUAUUACUAUUGAAUAAUUCAUGGUUUGGUUUCUUUUUUGUUCUUUGGAAAGUGCCUGUGUUUGGUCCUGUACAUUUUAAUUUAAUUUUUUUAAAACGAAAGGAGGGAGAUUUCCCUUUUUACUUUGUAAGCUACACUUUAAACAGAAAACUGCAACAGAUGUUACAUUAUUUUUCAUGACUGAAUGAUCAGUUCUGUGAAAAUGUUUGACUGAAUGCACAGUAAGGUCCUGUCAGAGCAUCAUAGAAGCUGUGAUGCACUUCUAAAGAAGAAGCAAUCGACUGAAAUCACUUCAACUUCCUUCUUCCACAAUUAGAACAGCUCAUUACAUUUCUAAUGCUUCUGCAGACCGUCUGGUAAAGGGAGAGAAUCAGAAGACACUUUAAAAAUGACCAGUACAAGCAUGCAUGCUCGCAAGUUAAUUAAUGAGCAGAGUUUUGACUAACUUUGAGUAGAUGCGUUAAUCCUCUUCUUAAAAUAUGGCAUGUCCUAUCUUUCUCCUUACUGUUUUUCAAACUGCUUACUAUAACCCUUUUCUUGGAAUUGUAAGCAUUUCUGAAAUUUAACAGUACCGCCCUUUUUAAAAAUGUCUCUUUACCAAAAAAUCUCUGAAUCAUUUCUGACAAACUGAGUGAUGAUGCCAUGCCAGGUCCUCCCACUUCUGAUAUUCCACUCCUUUUAGAAACUGCUCGUUCAAAUAACCGAUCCUGAUUUGCUUAUAUGGGGCGAGACAUACAGUCAAGGAAAGUAUAAAUCCAUGCAAGCCUGACAAAUCUGUCAUCACUGUAUCUUUCUGUAAAGGAAACCACCUUUAAAAAAAGAAAACGUGUCCCAGACUAAAAUUCUUAAACCUUGGCCAGACUGCUUGCAGUCCUAGUCACUUUCCCCUAUCACAUAUAUCACUAAUAUCCAAAAGCUGGCUAGAGAGAGUUUACAAAGAAAAAAACAAGUUCUUUUGUGCAUUAUUACACACUUUUGUGCUUAUACAUAUGCAUGUAUGCUUUCUGGGGGUUUUAUUAGUCUGUUUUGGACAAAACCACCAAUUUAUUCUUUUUAGAGGCCAAGUUUCUAACCCAGCAGAGGGUUGUUUAUAAAAACCCUAUAUAACAAUGUUAUGUUGUUCCUGUUCCAAAACAUUUUAAACCUUUGCCAAGUUAGUUUAUUAAAGGCUGUUACUCCAGCUCCGUACACAGCUCAAACAAGCAAUAAAGUGAAAGAUCUGCAAUUUCAUUUUUUCCAGAUUUAGAAAAGGCUGUAAAUUUUGGGUAUGGGAUUUUCAGAGCAGCGAUUCUCAUUUUGUUGCAGGCAGUUUGGGCUAUAGUAAAGCUUAGAAACUUAAAUUAGGGAUUGUAUAAAUUCUUUGGCUGCUGAUUAAAUUAACUCUGUUUGAUACACAAACAGCUGUGUUCCACAAUCCACAGCAUGCUGAGAGUUUAAGUAUUACCUGACCUUAGUAUUCUAAGGGCAUGUGUCAGACUCCCUUGGUUUUAGAUAUACUUGGGAAACUCAUCUCCCUCUGUCACACACACAUUGGAUUGAAAGAGAAAUAUAGAGAAAUGUUUUUUUUAAAGGGAGGAAGAGGAGGUGCAGAGCUCAGAUGGCAAGACUGAUUAGUGCGCAAUGACUUCAGCAGUUCUAAUGCAUCUGUAGAACUAGGAAAUAUCUGCUGAUAGCAAAUCAGUGUAAAGCUUGUUGCACAUUGGUAACAUUUUAAAAGGCUUCAGUGGUAACAUACUUACACAUUUCUAGUGUUUCUUUCAACAAGUUUUCCCUACUCUGUGUUGAUGUAAAAAAAAAAAAACAUUAAUAAGAUUCCCAGUUUUUUCCAAAUUACUGACGCUAAGUUUUUUGGUUUUUUUUCCCCUGUCUGUUCUGCAGAAAAUGUCUCAGCUACAAUUCAUCUUAUAUGUCUAUCUUGGUCUUUUGUAAAGGGCUUGGAGCAGAACAAUUUUUCAUUCAAAAUACUGUACUAUGAAAUAGGCCAGUAUCCAUUGAAGGGACUGGAUCAGAUGACCAGUCCUCUUCCGCUUCUGAUUUCUAUAAUUGAGAAUCCAGUGAGACGGGACAGUGCCCGUUAAAUAUUUCUUCCCUCAUCCCCCAGUAGUUCAGGAUAAAAGAAGGAUCUGAUACUAAACCCUAAUUCAUGAUCCUCUUUCUCUUUUACAGAAGCAUAAGUCUUCCUUGUACAUGACAAUUUUUAGUCAGUCAUAAGUUAAAAAGCACUUAGGUAGACACACAAACGCAGACUUUACAACUGGCCCACUGUGUAUAAUGCACAAUGAAUUAACACAUCACACAUGGAUAGACUUAUUCCUUCUGCCAAAAAAAAAAGAUGGUUUUCACCCAGGACAAGAUCUGUUGUAACACAUAAGUUACUGAUCAUGCGAUGUGCAAAUGCAGAAUACAUACACCUAGAAUAACUGGUUUUUAGAUGACUUAAAAAUUUUGUCGGAAGGUUAACUGCUGUCUGGAAUGCUGUGGAGAACACAUUAAAACUUGGUAGCUACACGGACUGUAUUGUAGCUCUAAUCUGUUCUUUGGUUGGUAUUUGUACUUGUUUCCUGUGAAUAUAUGUAUCCCUUCUCCAUAGAGAGGAGUCCAAAUGAAAUGUAAAUCUUGUUUCCUUUCUCUUUUCCCUGUCUUUCUGGAAGUGCUCAGUUCUUGGGAGUACUAAUGUCCCUCACAGGAGAGAUUUAAAAUGGUCUAACGUUUUACAUCAAGCUCUAUUGCUGGAGACCCAGGUUCUAAACUGAGAUAAAUGUCUAAGUAAACUGAAAGCCGCAUGCCUUAGACUACGCUGGGGAUUAAACCUGAAACAUAGCUUCUUUAAAAGAUGUUAUCAGAGGAGUUUGAUUCCUGGACUGCUUUUUCUAAAAAUAGAUACAAGGAGUUAAGUUAUAUUUUGGUUAAAAAGUAUUUUGUUUAGAUUUUCUUUCAAAUAGAGGAGAUUCAGUUUACUGAGGCAGUAGUACCCCUUGCAGCAACUGUUGAAUUGACAAGUAUUCUCCAAAUGUAUUCACAAAGUGGUUUGAGUGCAUUUUCCUUUGCAUAACCUUCUGGUGUACAGAGGACAAUCUGUACAUUAAGUGGAAAAUCCUUCCUUCCCCCACCCACUUAUGCGAGAAGUGGGCCCUGACUACCACAGAACAUGGAUGGUUCUGUUUGGCAGGGAGCAGGAUUCAGAGACAUGGAUCUGCAUUCCCUACAUAUUGUGUGGGACAGAGCCUCAAGGUGGAGGGGAGAGAGUCACCUCUGGCUCCCCCCGCCCCCACAGAGAGGGGAAGCAGGAGAAGCAGUUGCUUCAGCUGUGUGCUGGCCAAUUUGGCCAAAUAAUAGUUUCCUUUUGAUGCAUGUGCACACAGCUCCCAUUAAUGUCAGUGGUGGGGAUACAUUCACAUGGAGGAGAUUAACCUUUCCCCCAGUACUAAUUGGAAUGUCAGAUUUCUGCAACACAGUUUUAUUCUCACAGGUUAAAAUUUUUGUAUCCCUGUUGGUUUGUCUUUCUCACUACAAUUUGAGUUCAGUUGUCAGGCUAGUAAGUACUGUGGUCAAGUCUCUCAUACUGAGAGUUUAGUUGACUAGAUCUUUGAAAAUGAUUCUGGUUUUCACGAGGCUGAAAGGUGUGAACUUAAACUUUUAAAAAAAGUAAUAGCUGCCAAUGCAGUAAAAUAUAUUUUAUGAAACUAUGGUCCCUAGGUCCCUUCUGGGAUAAAAUGUUAUUGUUUUUAAGAUACGGCUUUAAGUUUUUAUAUGUGGGCUUCAGUCACUUCUUGGUUGCUGGUUUUCCCCUCCAGUCCAAAGAUUUUAGGGCAUGAGAAUUUUGCCAUCCUCUUUUCAGGGCAUACCCUGUAGCAUUUUAUAUGCAAUUUGGAGGGGUAGAGGCUUUGUGCACGCUGCCUGGAUUGGCUGGCAUAGGUAAUAUGCAGAUGUAGGGAGCACCUUCUGUUCCUAGUUCAUUGUGGGCAGAAAAAAGUACUGGUCUCCCCAUCAAAUAUGGGAUCGGACUAUGCCUCAACCACAUCAGUGGUCACCAGCAGAACAUAGUUAGUGCAAAAUAUUCAGAGGGAAUAAACCAUAAAACGUGAACUUUAAAAAAAAACAAAACAAUUAUUAAAGCUCUGGGUUUUUAUUAACUCAGUGUGUGCUACAACAGUAAUUCAGUAUCCUACAGGGCUCACCUACAGAUCUGGUUGCACUAAAAAAAUAAAAAUUAAAAAAAAAUCAGUUUCUGGGGCUGCCCUCCUGUGUGGAAACCACAGUCUUCCUGAGGGUUGAUAAAGUCCCCAGAGGAGAUUUCGACUUACCAUUUUGUUUAGCUGAUGCAUGCUUUUGAUAUUCUGACUAUAGCCCUGCCUACAAGAAAGUCCUCAAUGGCUUCCUUGCCCUGCUGUUUCAGUGCCUUGACUGUCUGGGCACUGGCCUUUGAUGGAACCCUUGAAGGGGAGCGGGGGUGGUAGAGCAGGAGGAAAAAUGUGAAUUAAAUUAUCAUUGGGCUUCUUUGUGUGUUUUAGUAACAGUGCAACCCUUUUAACUGUGCCAGUCUCCAGUCACCAGCCGUAUAUCCAGUCGUCAUCUCAUACACAGUACAGCUUCUCUUGUUGACGCUGGUCACAGCUAGAUUACUUGGCAUGUUUAUUGACUUAACAGAAAUGUUUUUUGUUUUUGUUUUUAAUGUAUACGAUGUUUAAAUACACUUCACAUUUUAUAUAAUACUAUCUGGCUAUUAGUAUUUUUCAGGAACCAUAGUUCUUGGUGGCUAUAUAUAUUUUUGUGACUUUUUUGUAAACUAAGUGCCGUUUCAACGUUACAAUCAUUUUUAGAGUUCUUGUAAUCAAUGUGAAUAUCAUGUUUUUUCAAAUCUGUUCUGAGCCUGUAGUGUAUGCUUUGUGAUCAUACGUGUAAUGUAUAUAUUCUGUAUAGUUACAUUGUACUGAAAUACUAGCUUGUUUGAUAUAAGAAAAGUAUGUAUUGGGUACUUUUUUGCUAGCCUGAUUGUUUAAUCUUUAAAAAAAAAAUGUUUUAAAAUACAAAAAAAAAUAAAAAUCUCCAAACUGGUCCCCUUAUAGGUCAAAAUUAAGGGGCGGGGAGGAGGAAAACCUAGUUUUGAGUGUCUUUGGAUAGAAACAUGAAGCUAAGAUUUUUCAUUAAAAUAUUAAUGUUUUAUGGAGUA